UCGAUGUUCGUUUCUGCUUAAGUUAGCUGUGGAGGAUCAAUGGGGAACGCCCAAGCCUCAGCAUCUGAGCAGCAUCUCCUGUGCAACAGCUCUUGAGUCACCCCACUUCCCCGUGCCUCAGUUUCCCUAAUCUACAGAUGGGGCAAUUGCGGCACCAGGAUGGCGUGACUGGUCCUGAGGUGAGUCACUGCUGAGGGGAACGGCAGCCGAAACUACAGGGAGCCUCGCUGGUCCUGUCUUUUCUUCCUGAGCAGCUCCAUCCUGCUGUCCUCUGCAGUGGGAGCUCUGUGGCACCAGCCUUGUGGUCAUAACCAAGAGGUGGUGACUCAGCACAAGUGUGCUGGCAGGUCCCGAGCUCAGCAAGCAGGUCUGGCUCCAUCCCUCCCACGGCUGAUUACCCGUGAUGCACGCAUCCCUCUGAAGGCUGUGGCUUGUCCGGACCUGACGCUGUGCUGGUGGUGCAGGGAGCAUGCUGUAUGGGCUGUGUGGUGCCCUGGCCCGUGGUGGUGGCUUCCUCCUCCUGUGCUUACUGCUACAACCCCAGGUGGCCAGCCAGAGCUGGGGCAUGCCCUAGGGUUCCUAGCCCUACAAGUGGAAAUGGGAUAAAGCUGUGCUGUGAGCAGGGGCUGGGCCAGGCUGAUCCUGCUCCUUCCUUCCUUGCAGCUGUGGAGAAUCAAGCUGGAAAAAGAAAAGGGAAUGGCAGAGUAGGACUGGUGCCUCCCUGAGGGGUGGAUAGUGUUUUGAGAUCAGGCUGAGUGUCCUGGGGCCAGCAUCCAGCCUUGGGGUCUACACUGAGCAGGUACAAAACUGUAGGUUUCUCCAGGCAGCAGCUUGGGAUGUCAUGUCCUGCCUGUGGGCCCAGGCAUGGGACCAUGAUAUGGCAUCCACAGGUGUCACAGAUCCACCAGGCUCAAUCACUUGUCCUUUCCACAGCUGCCUCCACCCUCUGCUUGCCCCACUUUCUGAGAGGAGCCUGUUGGGGGGCAGGGGGGUCACCAUGCUGGGACACAAGUGUCCUGGGAUGGGGUACUAGGGGUGUCUCACUCAUGGGAUCCCCAGUAUCCAAAGGUGACAGUUCAAUGCUGAUGGUGGCCGGAGCAAAACUGCUGCCUCUUCCCUGAAGAGUUGUUCAAAAUGUCACAUGGAGGGAGAGGGAAAGGUGUGGGCUGUUUGAAUUAGCGAUGAGUCAGGCUGGCAAAGCCAGAUGGGGAGAGAGUGCGUGCCUGUGUGUUUGUGUGUGUAUAAGUAAUCUCUGGCUUUGUGUUUUUAUUAUGAUUAUUAUUUUUAUUUCCAGGGGAACGAUGAAUUUCUCCAACCAUCCCGUCCCACUGGAAAGGCUGGCUCUGCUGUCCUGUCCUCCCUAAGCAUCCUGGGAGCCGGAGUGACGGUCUGUGGCUGUUUUGAGAUUCAGGUUUGAGAUCAGAGCACAAACCAGUUCUUCCUCACCUUUCAUCAUCGCUGUGCUGGGGCGGGAGCGAGGCCUGGCUCUGCUGCUGCUGCCUUACAUGGAGGGAAGAAGAAACAGGACAGCUCUAUGAAUAAAACUUUCACUCCUGGCUGCCUGCAGCCUCAGAGCUGGAGGGGACAAACAGGCCGGCGGCAGAGGAGGCCACCAGGCGGGUAGAGAGAUGGCGACGGGCGCAGACGUGCGGGACAUCCUGGAGCUGGGUGGUGUGGAGUCAGAGAACACGGGCACCAUCAACAAAAAGGACAUCAUCAACUCAGAUAAGAAAAAAUCCAAGAAGUCUUCAGAGACAUUGACAUUCAAGAGGCCAGAAGGAAUGCACCGAGAAGUUUAUGCACUCCUCUACUCUGACAAAAAGGAUGCACCUCCACUGUUGCCAAGUGAUACAACUCAGGGUUAUCGAACAGUCAAAGCAAAACUGGGGUCCAAGAAAGUUCGGCCUUGGAAGUGGAUGCCUUUCACCAACCCAGCCAGAAAAGAUGGAGCAAUGUUCUACCACUGGAGGAGAGCAGCAGAGGAAGGGAAGGACUACCCUUUUGCCAGGUUCAAUAAAACAGUGCAAGUACCAGUCUACUCAGAGCAGGAGUACCAGAUGUAUCUCCAUGAUGAUGCGUGGACCAAAGCAGAGACAGACCACCUCUUUGACCUGGCUCGGCGGUUUGAUCUGCGCUUUGUGGUGAUUCAUGACCGCUAUGAUCACCAGCAGUUCAAGAAAAGAUCAGUGGAGGACCUGAAGGAGAGAUAUUAUCACAUCUGUGCCAAGCUGGCCAAUAUUCGUGCAGCUCCAGGCACAGACCUGAAAAUCCCAGUCUUUGAUGCUGGCCAUGAGAGGAGAAGGAAGGAGCAACUGGAAAGGCUGUACAAUAGGACACCAGAGCAGGUGGCAGAAGAAGAAUACCUCAUCCAGGAGCUUCGCAAAAUUGAAACCAGGAAGAAAGAGAGAGAAAAGAGAACCCAAGACCUGCAGAAGCUCAUCACAGCUGCUGACACCACCACUGAGCAGAGACGUGCUGAGCGCAAGGCUCCCAAGAAGAAACUGCCACAGAAGAAGGAGACAGAGAAGCCUGCUGUUCCUGAGACUGCUGGCAUCAAGUUUCCUGACUUCAAGUCUGCAGGUGUCACGCUGCGAAGCCAAAGGAUGAAACUGCCAAGCUCGGUGGGACAGAAGAAGAUUAAAGCCCUGGAGCAGAUGCUGAUGGAACUCGGAGUAGAUCUCAACCCUAUGCCCACAGAGGAGAUCGUGCAGAUGUUCAAUGAGCUGCGGAGCGACCUAGUGCUGCUGUAUGAGCUGAAACAGGCCUUUGCCAACUGCGAGUAUGAGCUGCAGAUGUUGCGGCACCGCUACGAGGCCCUGGCCAAAGCUGGUAGCAUUGGCCCCCUCAGUGCAGAAGGUGCCCAUCCAGAUGGCCAGGCAGGGCUCGGCAUCGAGGAGGGCAAGGGAGAUGCCAAGGACCAAAUCAUUGAUGUAGUAGGAGCACCACUGACCCCCAACUCGGUGAGAAGGAAGGUCGGGGGGGCAGAACAGGGAGCACUCAGGUCUCCGACGCAGAUGCCCUGACGAGCGCUGGGGACGCGGCCCUGCUCUCCCUGCCGGCGCGUGUGUCCACGGGAGCACAGCACGCCUGGUCCCCCCAAGUCCCAGUGCUGCCCUCUGGGCUCGUCUCCUGUGCUGGACAGUGUUCUUGGUGCUAUAGGUGGGGUCAGCAGGGCUUUCCACAUCCUGCAUGCAGGCAAAUGGCUUGACGUGGGUGCCACCGUGGGACCAAAGCAGCAAGGCUUUGGGUGACUAGAGCUUGCACUAGGGCAGCAACGGCGGUGCCAGUACAGCUGCAGGCCUGAGGCAUUUUUGUUCUAGACACAGGCCCAUAAGGGUUGCUCAGGAGAGGGGAGUGGGGAAAGCAAUCCUGAGAUGAUGAGCCAUGACCUAACCAAGCCCUGGAGUCAAGCAGUAGCCCUGCCUGGAGCAGGAGGCUUGGGAAGGAGAGGGGUGUUUGAAGAGUCAGAGUGGUGUUUUUACACCCUACUUCAGUGCUGAGAAAGGAAAGCCAGACCUGAGGGUUCUUCCACUGUGAGCCCUGUGACAAUGUCCUGUGCAUGGACCUCCACAGGAUGCUAAUCACCAGCCUCUCCUCCCUGCUUCCAUGAGGGCAGGCUGCCCAGCCCCUCACCACUGCCUCAGGGCCAAGGGUAUGCCCAGGGAUCAGCAGAGGUUGCUUUCCCCUCUGUCCUGUCCCCGGCACGGCUGAACUGAACUGCCUGAUAAAAGCUGCCCAUCUCCACACAGUGGCAUCCCCGACACCUCAGACAUACUGCCCCUGGUAGCGGCACAGACUUUUACUUUCUAAAAUGUAAAAUAUAUUGCAGGAUAUUGAGAACACCUUAUCUGUCAACAGUAGAGGUGACACAUUAAUCUGGACUUGAGUAAUGUCCUAUUUGAUUGUGACAAUAUGGAGUCAUAAGGAAGUGUUCCACUGGGACAGGUUCAUGUUUGCAAAGGAGUCUUCUGAAUUUUUUUUUUCCCCCUAUGGCACUAAGUCUGAAAUUUCACCCCUCCCGGCCAUCUGGAGUCUCCUGGUUUGCAAACUUCUCGGGCUGGUUCGCAACACACUUGAUGUCCAGUGAGUCUUUGCUUGUUGGGAAGGUGGGAGAGGUGGUGGCGGCAGCUGUGGCUGCAGGAGAAGGGAGCCCACGGGUGUGUUUCUGACCACGGUGCCACCUCCUGGAAUUGGAAACAAAGGGGUGGGCCCAGGCAGCACAGAGUGGGUUAAACUGACCUGAUCUCUGACAUAUUUGAAAGAAAUAUAAUCAAGUUAAUUCACUGCAAGGCAAAUUCAGUACCUAAAGGGCCCCCAUGUUAAAUACAGCACUGACCUUUACCGGCUGAUUACACAAAGAUGACACAAUUAGAUUAGUCCAAGACAAAAGGUCAAGCACAUUCACACUGUGACCAUUUUAUGCUACCUUUUGAGGGGGGGAAAAAUUACAUCCCAGCUGGAGGGGUGUCUUGGAGAUGGGGGGAAUAGGGCUGCUGUACCACCUUCUGCCUGGCUCAGGUAUGUUUGGAGAGUCAGGCAGGGCCUGGCACUGUGCUUGUUCCAACCUUUCCUGCCAUUCUGGGCAGUGUGGUGGUGGGAGAGACCAGCGGCCUGUGUCUCACAACCAGCUUUUCCAAGGGUAGUCUAAGCUGAGUGGAGGCCAUGUUGGCAAUGCUUCCUGCCCAGGGCUGGCAGGAGCAGCCCCAGUGCCUCUUGCUCAGUGUCAUGGCUAAAAUUGGCCUCUGGAAGUUCAAUGGUCUGGGGUCAGCCCUGAGAAGGGAGUGGUUGGGGCAGUCACUGGCUGCUGGGGUGCACACAGCAAUAACCCUGAGGUGUCCCAGGCCCUGUUGUGAUGGGGACAAAUCUUUCCCCCCACCUGGGGCUCUUGCAGUGGGAGGAGGCAGUAUCAGUAGUACCAACAAGCAGCUCUCUGUAGAGUGAGCCCAGUGAUGCUUUGUGGUGGCCUUUUGCUUCACUCCCUGCAGCCCUGGCUGUGGGUGCUUGUGAGUGACACCUUGGCCUUCUCCUCACCCAGGCUGCUUCAGUGGUUUAACCCUGCCACGCCAGCCCUGAACUCCUGAGUUCAAGUGUGUACUUUGCCACUGAGCUGCCCUGGGGGCCCUUGGGAGAAUCAUUUAAUCUCCCUGCUUCAGAUUCCUUGGAGUUCGAGAAUCCCUUUGUGCUGUCUAGCACUGCCCGUUUGUGGCACUCCACAUGUUGGAUUAAGCAUGAAUUAGUUCAGCCUCCAAACCAGCUGCUCCCCUGAAGCCAGACUUGUUUCCCUGGAGAAGAGUAUCUUGUUCCUGAUGUUGGAGGGAGUGAGUGGCAAAGCCAGGAAUAGGACUAGGAGUGCUGAGCCCUGCCCUGGCAUGCCUGGAUUUCUUUCCAGCAAUUGGUACAGAUGGGCAAAGGCACACACCAGGGUCCUGAGAUACUGGCUGUGGCAACAGCUGGCUGCCACCAUCCCCCUUGGCCAGCAGGGGGGACAGGGGACAUCUCAACAGGGUGUUUUAGCCCAGGUUAGGAAAGGCAACUGCCUGUCUGGGCAGUGAGACUCCAUGGGGCAGCAGGAAGCCUGGCACCGUUCUGCCCUGCCAUGUCCACUGCAUCCCUCCUGCCCUGGCUCAUGCCCACCCUCUCCUGGGGGCUGUGGUGCCCCUCACUGACCAUUAAAGCUGAGCUGGGAUCCCCUCAGUGCUGUCUGCUGAUGACCCUGGUAGGGACUGUCCUCGGGGCCUUCAGGAGGUGAAAGGUGAGCCGAACUCGGAACAAAUUAGUUCCAAGCAGAAGUUCAGCCAGUUACUCCAGAUUGGAUCCUUUGAUUUCCGCAACUCAGACUCCACUCAGUGAUCUGUAAUGAGUGACUCUCAGAAAUCCUCACAUUGCAGCACUUUGUUCCUGUGCUCACAAGUCAGCCCAUUAAUGGGUAAAGGAAAGGACCUCGAGUCUAAGAAGUCUCGGGUUCAGAGUCAGAAUUAUUUGACUUUUAAGCUUCCUUUAUCUGAACUCCUGCUGACUUCUUGUUUUCUGAGCCUGUUUGAAAGCUAGAAGUUACAUUGUUAAGAUCAAACAUUCUCUCUUUCCAGAUGGAGUUACAAUAUCUGUCUUUUAUAUAUAUAUAUUUUAAUAUAUAUAUAGUGUAUAUAUACCAGGGUGUAUAUAUAUUCCUCUUUUUUUUUUUAAUCGUUCUUUCCAUUAAAAGAAACUAGACUUGUA
Apus apus (common swift) is the source of this 6216-nucleotide messenger RNA. It is a transcript of the gene DMAP1, whose product is annotated as DNA methyltransferase 1 associated protein 1. The transcript has 12 exons. Gene Ontology annotation, cellular component: NuA4 histone acetyltransferase complex; nucleus; Swr1 complex. Gene Ontology annotation, biological process: negative regulation of transcription by RNA polymerase II; DNA repair; chromatin remodeling. Bases 1629 to 3023 code for a protein of 464 amino acids. NCBI's taxonomy places the organism in Eukaryota, Metazoa, Chordata, Aves, Apodiformes, Apodidae. The record is from RefSeq and is a predicted model, not a curated record. Gene Ontology annotation, molecular function: transcription corepressor activity.